This is a messenger RNA of Orbicella faveolata, 1386 nucleotides long. RefSeq lists its product as uncharacterized. Gene Ontology annotation, cellular component: membrane; voltage-gated potassium channel complex. Gene Ontology annotation, biological process: potassium ion transport; detection of calcium ion. The record is from RefSeq and is a predicted model, not a curated record. Gene Ontology annotation, molecular function: calcium-activated potassium channel activity; potassium channel regulator activity. Lineage: Eukaryota; Metazoa; Cnidaria; Anthozoa; Scleractinia; Merulinidae.
CUCCAAAUACAGAGACUCGAAAACAGAAAUGCCAUUCGCUAUAAUCAUAGUACACUCACAGGAAUAUUUUCAGUCUAAAAUCGGUAGAAAAAUAAGAAUAUUCAGCCCCGGCCGAAAAAAAAAAGAAAACAAUAUUUUUGUAAAAAAAGAGUGUACUCUCUUUAGACACACGAAGAGAGCUUUUGAGCGUGACGAGUGGAAUAAUUUGGGAAAACGUGACCUGAAUCGCUCAGAACCCUUUGUGCGCGCGUCACAUCACAUCCUGCGUGAUUGACGUAAGCGUUGGUGAUUAUGCAAGAGAAUAAGGUGUUAAUUUUCGUUUACAAAAGGCAUUGCACAACAAGCGCGUUACAUGUAAACUACACACAGUACGUUCGUGUUGAGCAGAGAGCAAAUAGAGUGUAUUUUAGCAAAUUAAAUCCAACAUGCGCUGCACAAAACUCGAAGUAACCAUUUUGCUUGGUGUGGGAAUAUUUCUAAUCGGCACAAUUUCUCUGGUCGCGAUUACUGUACACAAAGUGUUUCCUGCGCGCGAGGAGCAAAGCUUGAAAGCCAUAAACUGUACAAUCAUUUCUGGUAAUAUGGAAGCUAGAGCAAAAUGCCAGCAUAAAGCACGUGAUCAUUCGACUUAUCCGUGCUUGAGGGUUUAUGUUUUGUGUGGAGCAGACGCGAACAGAAAUGUUUCUUUGGUGAAGGUGCAGCCCCAGUUGUUACGGAAGGACUUUCACAGCCUCCAGAAACAGUGCACCUAUGAACCGGAAGAGUGCCAUGACGAGACAGAAAAGGACUCCAAACUGUUGGUGUUGUUUCAAAGCCAGAGUGACAGCCCUAUUGGAUCAUCCCUACAAUGCUUUUACAACCCGAAAGACCCCGACCAAGUGGUCCGCAAGAAGGCUUCAAAAGAAAGCUACAACAAAAUGGUGUUGGACAAUGUGGUGUGGCCGCUGGCCGUUAUACUGCUGGCUGUUGUUAUCACUGCCGUGGCUGCUUGCUUCUUCUCCGCGCGACGUCAGAACGGUUAUGAAAGAUUGGACGGCUCAACAACAUCACUACAACAGACUCUCUGAAUACGGAGUACAGUGAAACAAAAAAGAUCUGGUCUUAACCAGUUACGACUUGAGUAAGAUGAGCUAAAUGUGAAAGUCGCGUUUUAGGCGUCUGAGAACUACGUAUACCCUGUGAGGUGAAAACUGCUCGGAGGUUAAGAACAAGCUGGGAAAGCUCUUCAGCCUUGAUUUGUUGAAAAACCCAAAAGACAGUUUUUGCUCUAAAAUUUGAAUCGCGAGCCUUCUUAAGAUCACGCAGUUAUUGUUUGUGUUGGCGACUAAAUAUUUCUUUUCUUUUAAAGGAAACUCAGAAUAUUUUCUUUUUAAAUUAUCUGGUAGA